Aegilops tauschii subsp. strangulata is the source of this 1143-nucleotide messenger RNA. RefSeq lists its product as uncharacterized. Lineage: Eukaryota; Viridiplantae; Streptophyta; Magnoliopsida; Poales; Poaceae. The record is from RefSeq and is a predicted model, not a curated record. Gene Ontology annotation, molecular function: metal ion binding; ubiquitin protein ligase activity.
UACUGCCCCUCGCCUCACCUCACCUCACCUCGCUUCGAGCGCGCCGCGGGAAAACCCUCGACCGAGCUUCCAGAUGCUUCCAGAAGUUUCCAGAGGACGGCGCCGCCCCGAGAUGGCCCCGGCCUCCGCCUCCGCCUCCGUGGCCCCUCCCGUCGGCGCGCGCUGCGCCGUGUGCCGCGGCGUCGACAUCUCCGUCCCCCACCAGGCCAACUGCUCCCACUGGUUCUGCGGACAUUGCAUUGUGGGGGUGUGGCUACAGGGAUCUGUCCUUCGGCCAUCCAAUUGCCCUGUUUGUCGUCGCCCCAUAACGCUGCUGGUACCAUCUGAAGUUGCUUCCCUGCUGCGUGAUGAGCCAGAAAUCGCUCCUGUCAUGAACCGAAUUGAGCAGUACAAUGGCCGUUUUGCUGGAGUACCUCACAGUAUGAUUCAGUGGUUGCUGGACCAGCCCUUUUACAUGAGGAGGAUGCUGGCAGAAUUCAGAGACACACGCCAAGAACCUCCCUCCUCCUUCAAAAUCCAAGUCGCAUUGGCAGCAACCCUCGCUCUGGUGUACCUCGCAAGCCCUAUAGACCUUUUCCCUGAAGCUUUCCUGGGGUACCGUGGUCUGCUGGACGACAUCCUGGUGCUCAUCGUCGCGUACGCCUUCAUCUCCGCCGCCUACCGGGACAUCCUCGUUGCCCGACACGCCGUGUGAACUGGUUGGUUGGUAUGAUGCCAGCAGUUACUGACUGACGGAUACAGGGAACUGAACUUGGUGAAAGCAACAUAGUGAGUGAUGUGUACAGCAUAUAUACUUUGACUUUGGGUGGUAAUCUCGUUCUGGUAGAUACGUCCGCACGAUCCGUCGGGCUCAAGCUAUAUUGCUGGGUUAGGGUCUUGGGUUCGAGAUUCAUAUGCCAUGCACGUGUCCGAGUGCUCAAAUGUUAGGUCGGGAGAUAUAUAGUGUAGAUCUCUUUGACAGUAUGCGUGUUUCCUGAAUGACUCGUAACCAUCCCAGCUCAUGUCAUAGUGCUACAGUUGGAUCUUAGGGAUCGUCUCCCUGGAUCGAGCACAUGCCAUUGUAAUGUUGAAUGAUAGGUCUGUUGGACAUUAUAAUGUCCAAACAUUGCGGGUUUCUAAAUCUACUCGGUACUAGUGUCCAAA